AAAAAACUACCGUAACAUCCGUCCGGAGAAGGAGGCCGAAGGCGAACUCCCCGGUCCGGAAGCCGCGCCGGCGGCGGCACCGCCCACCCAACCCACCAUGGCUUCGCUGCCGGAUCUCCCACUUCCACCCCAUUCAGACCCAUACUCCCCUUCCACAAGGGAGCACGCGGCUGUCUCGCAGGCCCCUCGUGCGGCUCCUCCGGGCAAUCGAUCGACAUCUGCUGACCCUUGGGAGGUCAGGCCGGAAGGUGCUCCACUGCUUCCUAAAAGCGCAGAGAGCUAUCCCGACUUGCUUUGAUGAAUCCAAUCGAAUCAAAUUGGUGUGCCGCCUUGAGCACUUUUUCUCUGGGAACCAAUCUUGACUUUUCUGCUAGUAAAUCAUUGGGCCACCACAAAUGGAAGACAAGGAUGCGGCGCCACUGUUCUUUUGUUUAGUUAUUAAUCAUAAGCCUAACAGCAUCUGUAUUCCUCUGCCCGGUCAUCAAGUCAGUGGAAGAAUCAAUACAAUCAUGCACGGCUCCACCAAACCUGAAGAUGAUAUUUUGGGUAGGGGCUUUCGGCGCAAUUUCUGCUCAGAAAAAGGGCUGAAAAGCGCGUUGCUUGUGCCUUACUAAAUGGACCAGAGACCUUACUGGAAGACAAGCACAAACCCUUGAAGCAACCACCACAUCACUUGUGAAAUCUCACAUAGCAGGAAGCUCGCCGGCGAGAGACCCAUGGAGGCUGCUCUUGUCACCGUUUCCACGGGGGUGAUGAAGCCCCUCCUGUCCAAGCUCUUCAAGCUGCUGCUGGACGAGCACCGGAAGCUCAAAGGCGUCCGCCGUGACGCCAAGUUCAUAGGAGACGAGCUUCGCAGCAUGAAGGCUGCACUGGAGGUGCUUGCGGAUGAAGAACAACUUGAACCUCCGAUGAGAAUUUGGCGGGAUGAUGUCCGUGAGCUUUCCUAUGACAUGGAAGAUUGCAUUGAUGGCUUCGUGGCUCAUGUCGACCAUGAGCUCGAUGGACGUACCAUGCUCAAGAAGUUCGUUGACAUGUUGAAGAAGCCCAAACAUCGCUAUCAGGCUGCUAGUGAGAUAGGUAAACUCAAGGCCCGUGCAACUGAGGCAAGCGAGAGGCACAAGAGGUAUAAUAUCAUCCGGCCAACACCUUGCAUUAGCACUUGUGCCAUUGACCCCCGGCUGCCGGCGCUUUACGCGGAGGUUGAUGAACUUGUUGGCAUUGAUGGUCCUAAGGACGAUAUCAUCGACUGGUUUCAGUGGGAGGCUACUUCUACGCAGCCUCAAGUGCUGUCUAUUGUUGGUUCUGGUGGUCUUGGUAAGACUACUCUAGCAAAGCAAGUCUAUCAUGCAUUGGAAAGCCAAUUUUCAUGUGCAGCUUUUGUGUCGGUUUCUCGAAAUCCUGAUAUGAGAAAGAUUCUAAGAGAUAUUGCUCAAGGAGUGGGGUUCACAGACAGCCCACCGGAUGAUGAUGUGCAACAAUUGAUCAGUAAACUCAGGCAGCAUCUUAAAGACGAAAGGUACUUUAUUGUAAUUGAUGAUGUGUGGAGCACGGACGUAUGGGAAACUAUCAGGCUUGUAUUAUUGAAUAAUAAUAACCAUGGGAGUAGAAUUAUCACUACAACACGUAAUACUGAAGUCGCAUCAUGUUGUUCUUCGGGUGGUGGUCAUGUUUAUAAAAUGGAACCCCUUACGUUUGAUGACUCUAAAAGGUUGUUUUUUAGAAGAGCAUUUGGUCCUGAGAAUUUAUGCCAUCCUCAUCUGGAAAAGGUCUCUAAUGACAUAUUAAGAAAAUGUUCUGGCCUACCAUUGGCUAUUAUUACUGUGUCUAGUUUGUUGGCUGAUCAGCAUGAAGAUGAAUGGAAGAGAGUGUUAGCUGCUAUUGGUUCUGCACUUGCAAAAGAUUCUGGUGCUGAUAAGAUGACAAAGAUAUUAUCUCUGAGCUACUUUGAUCUUCCUCACCAUCUGAGAGCCUGUUUGUUGUACUUGAGUAUAUUUCCAGAAGAUUCUGCUAUCUGGAAACGACAUUUGAUACAUAAAUGGAUUGCUGAAGGAUUCAUUCAUGAGAAACAAGGGCGAAAUCGAUAUGAAAUAGGUGAGAGUUAUUUUAACGAGCUCAUUAAUAGAAGCUUGAUCCAACCGGUUGGUGCAACAUUUAGCCAGGUAGAGUCAUGCCAAGUUCAUGAUAUCAUUCUGGAUUUCAUCACAUGCAAAGCUGCCGAAGAGAACUUUGUCACUAAAUUCAGUGAUGUAGAGGAUGGGCAAAAUUCAUGUUACAGUGUCCGGAGGCUUUUUGUCGGAAAUAACAGUAAUGAAAAGGUUGCCAUAUCAGCCCCGAUUCUCUCUCAUGUUCGGUCGCUCAUUAUAUAUGCGCAUGCCCCUCAAGUUUCUUUGUUGGCUUUCCCAGUUCUUCGUGUCUUGGACCUAGGAAAGUGCUGGUGGUUAGAAGAGCACCAUGUUGCAAAUAUUGAAAAGCUACUUCUUCUGAAGUAUCUGAGUCUUGCAAAUGUUACGCUCCUCCCCAAAAAAUUUGGAGAACUGCAGUAUUUGGAAACACUGGACAUAACAAAUACCAGAAUUCUAGAAAUGCCAUUGGCUGUUACAAGCCUCCAACGGCUGGCCAGUCUAAAUGUUCAUUACCACAUUAGAUUUCCGGAUGGAAUGAUUGGUAAGAUGCAAAGCUUGGAAGAGCUAGAGGCGUUCGGUGUCCACUCCUAUGAACAAGGGAAGCCACUAGAAGAAUUCAGCCAGCUAACCAAGAUGUGGAGGUUGAAAGUACAGCUGGGGAUGUUUGAAUUGUGGGAAGGAACAGGUCAAAUUGAGGACCUUCACGGUUACUUGGGAACAUUAGUAUCUUCAUGCAACCUUCGUCGUCUAAAUAUAUCCAAGCUAAGCUCGAACGUCUUAGCUGUCAAAACUUACUUUCCACUGUCACUGGAGUCGUGGUGUCCGACUACUCCCUGCAGCCUUCAGGAGCUUCACAUAACAUACUGUUUCAUUGACAAGGUUCCAAACUGGAUGAGCUUGCUCCGCAAUCUUAGAGAAUUAGAAAUCUAUGUCGUCAGUGUGAGACCAGAAGAUGUUAGGAUCCUUGGGUCAAUACCAACUUUGCUUAUCCUCAAACUAAAGACUUUCAGUAGCACUGAUGGAAGAAUUCUCAUUCAUGGGUUCAGCAAUUUGAAAUAUUUCCAUUUGGAACUCCUUCAUUGUGGGACCUCACUGGAGUUUGAAGAGGGAUCAAUGCCAAGGCUUGAGCACCUGGAGCUGGAGUUCCGUGUGCAUCAGAUGGAUUGCCUGAAUGGUUCUCCCAAUUUCGGUAUCCAACACCUCUCUGCCCUCCGCAAAGUUGAGGUCUGUAUUUUGUGCAACUUUGGCAAUAGAGACAAUCCGUUGGCAGGUUUAGAAUGCUGCUUUGGCAAAUUCAUUGGAAUGAUUAUUGAAGCUGACAUCGAGGCGCUUCCCAAUUGUUCCAGUUUCCUUUUACAAUAUGGACAUGUACCAUUCGGAAACGUGGCCUGCGAACAUUACACAAAAAUUGUGGAGACAGACUGUGAGAAGGAAGAUGAAGCAGGACGAGGAAAAGUUGGGAGUGCAGGAGCACCCCACUGGCAUGUGGGAGAAAAUUACUUUCGAAUGUCAUUUGGUUAAACAAAUAAUGUACGUUCUCGAUCCCUGGUAGCAUCAUGCAGAGCUGCACCAGUGUGCUGCUUCGCUAGAUGGGGAUCAUCGAAGAGGACAAGGAGAAUGCGGUCUCAGGGGCCUUCUUGAGCGCUAUUGGAGACAGUUUGAUCACCUUCUUUCCGAGCCCCAAGUGGCGAGUUUGGUGGCUCUGCCUGGUUGGUCACUUCGUCGACAACUAACUGGCGGAGACUGUGUCGCCACCGCGGCCACCAGUGUAGGCAAGCUCAAUAAAUCUUGUGAAGGCCUGGUCAGUUAUAUGCUGCUCUACUUUGGUUGCUGGAUGAUCAAGUAGCUAAUUAAGCCUUAGUAUUUUCCAAUCAAGAUUUGCUUUGUUUGUAAUGAUUAAGCAUGCUAUGCCGUGUUGAAUAUAGACUUUGUGCCUGUAGGCGCCUACAGUGUGAAAGUGGUUCUUGCUGCA
Triticum aestivum (bread wheat) is the source of this 4095-nucleotide messenger RNA. RefSeq names its product disease resistance protein RGA5. NCBI's taxonomy places the organism in Eukaryota, Viridiplantae, Streptophyta, Magnoliopsida, Poales, Poaceae. The record is from RefSeq and is a predicted model, not a curated record. Gene Ontology annotation, molecular function: ADP binding. Bases 717 to 3644 code for a protein of 975 amino acids. Gene Ontology annotation, biological process: defense response to other organism. The transcript is spliced from 4 exons.